AUGACUUCUUUUCCCCUCGACUCGUGUUGCUAUAAGGGUGUUAAGCAUGAAGGUGUUGCCAAGGGCAAGUUGUCUAAGAUCGGCGACUUCGAAGUAUACACUGUCUAUCCUGAAAGCCAGUCGAUAGAGAAAGCUAUUUUGAUCUUGACCGACAUCAUCGGACAUACCUUUAUCAAUAUUCAGCUCAUAGCUGACCAAUUCGCCGCUAAUGGCUAUUUUGUUGUGAUUCCCGAUUUAUUUUCUGGUGACCCCAUCCCAUUGAACAGACCCGGUGAUUUCGAUAUGGAGAAAUGGCGUCGAGGACACUACCACCCCAAGGGAAUUGCACACACACCGGAAAAUGUCGAUCCUAUUGUUGAGAGCUCCUUAAAAGCCAUGAGAGAGACCUACGGCUGCAAGAAAAUUGGUACCGUGGGAUACUGCUUCGGUGCGAAGUAUGUCGCCCGUUACCUUCGACCAGACCUGGCAAAGGCCGAUGUUGGGUUCUUUGCACACCCCAGUAAUGUCACAGAUGAAGAGUUGCGUGCAAUCACGGGUCCUCUUGGAAUCGCCGCAGCGGAGACAGAUGCGAAGUUUCCACCUGAGAAACGGCAUCAAAGCGAGGUUAUCCUGAAGGAAAUAGGACUUCCUUACCAGAUCAAUCUGUAUAGUGGUGUCGCUCAUGGAUUUGCCGUUCGGGGUGAUCUUAACAACCGGACUGUACAAUAUGCCAAAGAGACUGCCUUCUUACAAGCUGUGCAAUGGUUUAAUGAGCACCUGAGAGUCUAA
Penicillium malachiteum is the source of this 768-nucleotide messenger RNA. RefSeq lists its product as uncharacterized. The coding region runs from base 1 to 768 and encodes 255 amino acids. Gene Ontology annotation, molecular function: hydrolase activity. The transcript is spliced from 5 exons. NCBI's taxonomy places the organism in Eukaryota, Fungi, Ascomycota, Eurotiomycetes, Eurotiales, Aspergillaceae. The record is from RefSeq and is a predicted model, not a curated record.